Messenger RNA from Trichoderma virens Gv29-8, 1685 nucleotides. RefSeq lists its product as uncharacterized. The transcript has a single exon. The coding region runs from base 169 to 1461 and encodes 430 amino acids. The record is from RefSeq and is a predicted model, not a curated record. Lineage: Eukaryota; Fungi; Ascomycota; Sordariomycetes; Hypocreales; Hypocreaceae. Gene Ontology annotation, molecular function: N-acetyltransferase activity.
CCUCUCUCUUCCAGCGAACACUUCUCCACCUCCCGUCACCAUCUCGGUAUCUACCGCUGCGUCACCGUAUCAUGUCGCUACAUCCACCCUCCAUCCUCUCACCCAGACGGCACCUCCAUCAGCCCCUUGUUCUUCGCCGCUCUCGCAGCCGUCGUCAAGGACCAGCCCAUGCUGCGUGUCGGCAUCACAGGCGACGAGACAAACAACGCCCACUUCACGCAUAUCCCCUCCAUCGACCUGCGCAGCCACGUCUCCGUCAUUGCCGUCCCCUGCCAGUCCGUCCAGGAGUACGAGGACAAAAUCGCUGAGCACCAGGGCUGGGAGCAUGACCAGAAGUACCAGGACUUGGCUGUGCGGCCUCCCUGGAGAAUCACCAUCUUGAGGCCCAGCAGCGACAAUGCCGAUGUCGUGGAGCAGCUCAGGGGGCAGGAAGACGUCUUCUUUGCGUUCCAUCACUCUCUUCUGGACGGAACCAGUGGUCGCCGCUUCCACGAGAUGCUUCUCGCAACGCCUGCUUACCAGGGCCAGCAAGUACCAGCCGAGCCAGAGCACGUCCUCUCCUUUCCAGAGCCGCCAUCGUCACUCCCCGAAGCCCAGGAGCAAGUCGUCAACUUCACCCUCUCCGUCGGCUACACCGUUCGCACGCUGUGGACUGCCCUCGGCCCAAGGUUCCUCCAAGCCCCCAAGCAGCCCAUCUGGGGCGCCAUCCCCAUCGACCUCUCGCUGCCCUACAAGACGCGCGUCAAGCCCGUCGACAUCUCGCCCGAGGCCCUGUCGACGCUUCUCUCCGCCUGCAGAAGCCACUCCGUCACCAUCACGGCUCUCCUGCACUCCUUCGUCCUCGCCUCUCUGGCAUCCCGCAUCCCCUCCCCAACUGAAGCGCCCGCCUUUGCAUCCUCCACGCCCAUCAACCUCCGGCCCUUCACUUCUCCCUCCAUGGAUCCCGCCUAUGUGUCGUCUCUCCGUUGCCUCGUCGCCGCCACGACACAUCACUUCUCGCCCGAGUCUGUGUCCGCCCUGCGCGCCCCAAAUGCCGACACCACUGCCCUGAUCUGGCAAAACGCCCAGCAAGUCAAGGGCGAACUCACCACCAAGCUCAACUCCAUGCCCAAGGAUGACAUCAUGGCUAUGCUCAAAUUCAUCAGCGACUGGGUCUCCUUCUGGCGUGGCAGGGACGGCAGGCCGCGCACAGAAUCGUGGGAGAUUAGCAACAUUGGCGUGCUCAAGAACCCAGACGUACAGGCGGAGGUUCCUCGUGCAACGCGCAUGCUCUUCACGAAUGGAGCCAUGGCUGCCGGUCCGGCGAUGGGCAUCAACGUUGCGAGCGUGGCCGGGUCCAAGCUCACAAUUGGCCUGUCGUGGCAAGAUGCCGUGGUGAAAGAGGAGCUGAUGGACCAGUUGGCCAAAGAUCUGACUUCAUAUGCUGCAAAGUUCCAUGAGACUGGCAAGUCAUUUGUCUAGAUUGGCAUUAUUUUCAUUUAAAUAACAAAAAGGAAAGAAAGAAGGAGAAGAAAAUGGCAAUGUUAUUUCUAAAGACUACUAAUAAUUACAUCUUACAGCUUGGACCAUGAAAUACUGGAUAGGGCAAAGGAUCAGAAAAUACAAAAUUUCAACACUCGACACUAUGAUAAUAAUAAUAAUAAUAUGAUAUAUACUUUAGCCAAGAAAAAAAAAGUUCCAUAUAC